GAUUGAUCACCUGUUUCUUUCGAAUACGCGCCUCAAAUUUAAUAAAACAUACAUUUCCAAUCAGGUUCGCGAGUACGUAAAUGCGACUUGCAAUAGGGCAAUGUAAAUCAUUCUUAAAGAUUAUCAGGAAGCAUGUCUGUAAAUCAAGACGAGAUUUUCGUGCAAACAAAGGAAAACGCUCGUCGAGAAUUCUCGUUUGUUGACGAGGACACAGUGCCAUUAAAUGCAUCAAAACCGUUUCCAUUGCAGCCACUGAAACCAACAUCAGCCAUCGUGGUCACUGGCUACAUUCCUCCCAAUGCGUUAAGGUUUUCAAUAAAUUUGUUAUGCAAGGCAGCAGGCAACAUUGCGUUGCACUUCAACCCACGGUUGGACAGAGGUUACGUCGUACGAAACACAAAAUUUAAGGAUUCUUGGGAGGAAGAGGAAACAUGUUCUCCAGCUGGACAUUCUGCGUUUCGGCGCAACUCUUACAUUAAUAUUUUGAUUUUUUGCACUGCCAAUGCUUUUCAGAUUGCUGUAAAUGGGGAGCAUUUUUGUGCAUUCUCGUACAGAAUGCCUCUCGAAGAUGUAACAAGCAUCGAAAUCAAUGAAUCGCUCGAAGAUACUAGAUUUCGACAGCUCGAGUUGUUCGUCUAUCCUGAUCCAAAGAUAUGCCGGCCAAAUACAUUUUUAAGCUUAAGUAUCAAUCGACCGCUCGUUGAAAGCCUCGGCACUCCAAUUACGGUGGACCUUGAAAAUGAAUUCAAGAUAGGAACUAGAAUCUUCAUUGCUGGAAGAUUAAAACUUCUUCCUCAUUCGUUUUAUGUAAAUCUGCUAAAGGGAAAAACGAUUUAUCCUCAUCCCAUAAUUCCUAUGCAUUUCAAUCCUCGGUUUUCAUACGGUAGUCGUGCACCCUAUGUCGUAAUGAAUUGUUGGAUGAAUGGAUCUUGGGGACACGAAGAAAGACACGAAGGACACCUAUCCUGGAUGCCUGGCCGUGAUUUUCUUCUGACAAUUCGAUGUGAACCCGAAGCAUACACGAUAUGGCUGGGAGACAAAAUGAUUGGCGAAUUCAAACACAGAAUACAACCAUCCAUCAUUGAUACCCUUAUUAUUUCUGGAGACGUUGUGCUACACGAAUUGGCUAUGACUUGAACUAUUUAAGCGAGUUUUCUCGAUAGAAUGUCUUCAUUUGUUACCUAUUUUCAUAAAAGAGCAUUUAGUUUUUAUCUUAUUUUCGCAAUUAUGCUCGUACAAGUCUGCGCUUCUUGCACGGGUUUUAUUUUAAACUAUUUUACAUGUAAAUAAAUCAUGUAUACUAAUAUUUUUACUCGUAUUUAUGACUUAGAUAAGUCGAUGAGACUUUUAAUAAAGAUUUAUUAUCAAGUCA
Hylaeus volcanicus is the source of this 1372-nucleotide messenger RNA. RefSeq names its product galectin-8-like. The coding region runs from base 133 to 1137 and encodes 334 amino acids. NCBI's taxonomy places the organism in Eukaryota, Metazoa, Arthropoda, Insecta, Hymenoptera, Colletidae. The transcript is spliced from 7 exons. Gene Ontology annotation, molecular function: galactoside binding; carbohydrate binding. The record is from RefSeq and is a predicted model, not a curated record.